AAACAACAGCAACUGCAACACUUUCUUAAUACACACACAUCAUAACAAUAGCAAUCAUCAUCAUCAUCAGCAACAAUUGCAACAACAAUAUUCUAAUUCGCAGGGCCGUCGGGAGGGCAGUUUUAAUGGUAGUUUGUGAAGCAUGUUAAUAAAAAAUCGAAACAUCGACAGUCAUUGUACUCGAUUGAAUUUGGACCGAGUUUGGAUACCAUAAGAAGUCGAGCCGAUACAAUACUCGAUUAUGGUGACGAUCAAAUGCAUGAACGUGGUGGCGGCUUAGAGGGCGAUAAUGGUGAAUUAAGUCCGAAACCUAUGACACCACGUCGUGUUAAAAGGCGUUCGGUUAUGCACAGGGGCAGUAAUAGUCGUCAAUCAACAGCCAGUAGACGUAGUUCAAGCCAUAGCAGUCAUAAAAACACCUUAAGGGGUGAGAGUAGAGGUAGUGGUGGUGGUGGUGGCGAGGGAUCAGGAGGAGCCGGCUCUACGGGCACUCAUUCGAGAAGUAGUACCAGAAGUUCCCGACGUAAAUAUCAUCAAAAUCCUGUUACUAAACUAUUGGAUCAACAACAACAACAGCAAUCCACCAUGCACAUACAUGGUCAUCAUCCUAAACAGCCAGUUCAGCAAUUUGGCUCAUUUCAUCAUAAGGAUUCCACCCCCGCAUUGACUGUAUCCAAUUUGCAAUCUUUAAACCAGGAGAUACAUAAUAAUAUUAAUGCUGUUUCCUCUUCUAUAAAUGGUGGUGGCGGCAUUGGCAGUCUUACCAAAACCAAUAACAAUCAUUAUCAAUCUUUUCGCAAGAAUAUACCACCAGAUCCCAUCUACUAUAAUACCAAUGCCCAGACUGCUUAUCUGCAGCAACAACAAUGGCAGCAAUUGCAGCAACAGACACCCUCUCCCAUACCAACACUAGAUGAGCCACAAUCUCCCACUUUGACCUUAACCCCCUCACUGGGUGGGGGUCACUACAAUCCCACCUAUCAGCAUUCCACCACUAAUCUAAAUGAUGGUGAACAUGUAGAUGAAUUGUAUAACAAUCGUCCACCCUCGGUGAGGUCAAGCUAUUCUAAUUUCCAUGGUGCCAGACCCAUGUCUUCAUAUCUUUCUUCCACUAAUAACACAGAAAAUGUAUUUGUCAAUUUGGUGGCCAGUAAUACAGCACAAAAUUCAGCUACUCAACAUCCCCAUCCACCACCUUCACCAGCCACCUCUUCAUUUCACCAACAGCAGCAACAACAAUUGCCACAUGAAUCACCUUCAACUCCGCCACUCUAUCAGCAACAUCCUUUGCAUCAACAAUCAUUAAGUCAACACAAUCUACCACCACCACCCCCCUUGCCAGAUCCACCUUAUACCGCAUCUCAACCACAGCCAAUACCGUUUCAUAAACGUACCGCUUCUCGGGAAAGUAUACGUUCGAUGGCUUUUCUUAAUAGCGGCCCACCAGCGUAUAAUCUUAAUUAUCAUACACCACCAGAUUCAGAGACAACGAUGUAAUAAGUAGGAAGAGAGAAAAUAUCGAAUGAAACGAACCACCUUGCAUCACCACUUGGAACACCGUCCAUUAUGCCUUUAGUAGCCUUAGUUUUAAAAGAGAAA
Messenger RNA from Lucilia cuprina (Australian sheep blowfly), 1599 nucleotides. RefSeq names its product signal transducer and activator of transcription A-like. The record is from RefSeq and is a predicted model, not a curated record. The transcript is spliced from 2 exons. Bases 256 to 1497 code for a protein of 413 amino acids. Lineage: Eukaryota; Metazoa; Arthropoda; Insecta; Diptera; Calliphoridae.